CUACGUCACUUCCCGGAAGGGCAACUGUAGCAACACGGAAGCGUUGGAAGAAAAACAAAUAAGCGUUUAAUUUUGAGUCUAUUUGAAGUCAGAGGAGAGCAACUGGGCGCCGUUUGUCUUCUGUGUUUCCCUGCCUUUGACGAAAACUGUGGUCUAUGAUGGAGUUCCUGUUUGGGAAGAGGAAGACCCCGGAGGAGAUGCUAAGGCAGAACCAGAGGGCGCUCAACCGGGCCAUGAGAGAUCUGGACCGAGAGCGAAUGAAGCUGGAGCAGCAGGAGAAGAAGAUCAUCGCUGACAUAAAGAAGAUGGCCAAACAGGGACAAAUGGACGCAGUAAAGAUCAUGGCGAAGGAUUUGGUUCGCACGCGGCGCUACAUCAAGAAGUUCAUCAUGAUGAAAGCCAACAUUCAGGCCGUCAGCCUAAAGAUCCAGACGCUCAAGUCUAACAACAGCAUGGCACAGGCGAUGAAAGGUGUCACCAAGGCCAUGGCCACCAUGAACAGACAGCUGAAGCUCCCUCAGAUACAAAAGAUCAUGAUGGAGUUUGAGAAACAGAGCGAGAUGAUGGAUAUGAAGGAGGAGAUGAUGAACGACGCCAUCGAUGACGCCAUGGGGGAUGAGGACGAUGAAGAGGAGAGCGACGCCAUCGUCUCCCAAGUGCUGGAUGAGCUCGGUCUCAACCUGUCCGACGAGCUGUCAAAUCUUCCCAGCACCGGGGGGAGCCUCUCCGUGGCCGGCGGAAAGAAGGCCGAGCCUCAGGCCGCCUUGGCCGACGCGGAUGCAGACCUGGAGGAGCGUCUGAAUAACCUGCGGAGAGACUAAAUGCGCAAGAACUGUCAGAGAAGCGCACUUUGGCAAGGGUCACCAAUACAAACGCACUCGAAUCU
Messenger RNA from Xiphophorus maculatus (southern platyfish), 886 nucleotides. RefSeq names its product charged multivesicular body protein 2A (gene chmp2a). The coding region runs from base 156 to 821 and encodes 221 amino acids. The transcript is spliced from 6 exons. Gene Ontology annotation, cellular component: multivesicular body; ESCRT III complex. Gene Ontology annotation, biological process: endosome transport via multivesicular body sorting pathway; late endosome to vacuole transport; protein transport. The record is from RefSeq and is a predicted model, not a curated record. NCBI's taxonomy places the organism in Eukaryota, Metazoa, Chordata, Actinopteri, Cyprinodontiformes, Poeciliidae.